Messenger RNA from Acanthaster planci (crown-of-thorns starfish), 2707 nucleotides. Its product is annotated as properdin-like. NCBI's taxonomy places the organism in Eukaryota, Metazoa, Echinodermata, Asteroidea, Valvatida, Acanthasteridae. The record is from RefSeq and is a predicted model, not a curated record.
CACACUGCACUCCCAAGUCUAUAAAAGUGUCGUGGAUGGACAAUUCCAGCAGUGAGAAAAGAGAGACCAGUGGAAGAGAACGUGGGAUUAUUGAAAGUGUCAACCGUCGAAGCAGAUUCGGGACUAUAACGCUGCUGUCAGCUCUUCGAAAUCCGAUUCCGGCCUCAGAUCUACAAGCAGGAGAAAAUGGUUUCUUUGGCGAUGUCCUCGCUGUUUUCGCUGACCAUGUGCGUGCUUCUGGUAUCCGUGACUUCAAAUCCAGUGACGUCACAACCAGAUCGCAACUUCUUUUGCUUCAGCCACCGCACACCCAUCGGAAAGAGGGGCAAGUGUAGGGACAAAAUAGCUCCCGCUCAGAAUUUGACCCAAUGGGAUCCCGCGACCUGCUGCAGAGCGGGAGGCAGUGGUUGGUCCCACAGGGCAAACGGCAAGCGUUGCGAAGCCGCCUGUGCUGAGAAUGAGCCUCCGCGGCCCACUCCACAGGAAACUGAGCAUGGACCCGUCCCGAUGGAGUCCUUCGAGAUGAUCCUGGAUGUAGGACAAGCUUCGAACGGUUCAACAAACUAUGAUAAUGUAACGUGGAGUGAGUGGGGCACGUGGUCCAACUGCUCGGCCCAAUGUGGGAUCGGGAAUAAGACAAGGACAAGGACAUGUCUACGAGAGCUCGCUCGUAACAGCACGAGUGAGGACGAGGCUGUUCCAUGUGUGAAAGAGCUCGCUUGUAACUACACGAGUGAGGCAGAGGCUGUCCCGUGUGUGAAAGAGCUCGCUUGUAACGACACGAGUGAGGAAGAGACUGUCCCAUGUGACACCAAUGUUACUUGUAUAGCUGUCUUUUCCCCGGUCCACGGAAGGUGGACCGGCUGGAGUGAAUGGUCUGAAUGCAACCAGACAGACCCAUGUAUGCCCAACUCCUUCCAGAUGAGCAACCGUUCUUGUACCGCUCCUUCGCCGGCAAACGGUGGGCGGUUUUGCCGCGGUCCCUCCACGAGAACUCGCCCCUGCAGCCGGAGGAACUGUGGACCGCCCCGCGGCAGCUCAGGUCAAUGGUCCAGCUGGGGCGAAUGGAGCCUUUGUUCUGCCACCAAGUGCGGAGAUGCUGGCUAUAAGUAUCGGGAAAGACAAUGUGUGGGAGUUGCCACUUGUGUCGGCUCAUUUGUCGACCUGGAGCUGUGCCAGGCGCCGUGCUAAGAGUGCCCGACGCCGGCGGGGACGAAGCAAGGAUCGACAAGGUCGGUGCCUCGCUGGGAAUGUUGUCGCUUCACCUGCAGCCUGAUGAGCGGGAGCAUCUAACGGGCUUAUCGGGUGGGAUUCCUCCACCGUAGCUGCUUGAUUUCAUAAGCAUUUUGGGCUAUCAAAUCAAUCGAUCGACCAGUGUCUCUGUGGGUCCUUGUGUAAUGACACAUAUUACAGUAAGUUGUUGAAUUGACCAGUCGCUUCAUACAUCCAUCAGGUGUGACCAACAGCCGUCAAUGUGUGCAGCUGCAAAUUUUGGACCCCUUUUGAGAAAAAUGUAUGCGAAACACGACGGAAACUUCGAAUUUGUUAAGACCUUGCUCUUUGUAAUUAUUUCUUUGUGGUUAAGCGGGCAAACCAACUUGUGUCAGGCUAUACCGUUUUGUCGUACUAGCUCACAGAUUAGAAUUCUAACUCAAGGAUUUAUGGAAAAUUCCCCGAACCUCUUGAAGUUAUACUUAGAUUUAAUUAUAUACAUUCUGGGAUUAUCAUAAAGAGGCUUCAAGUGCAAACACUUCUUCCCCUUUUCUGACUUAUUUUAACUUAAAUAGUGGGACUCUCAACGUUGAAGAUAAUGGACUGUUCUGAUAGUUUAAAGUUGUUUUUUUAACUCAAGAAAAAGAAUAUUGUAUCGAAACCUGGAGAAUGUUGUCCGCAAUGUAGUUUAUAAAUAGGGUUUAAAUGACUUCUAGAAGAAAAUAUCCAGUUCGGGCUUUAUACUACUUUUGAAUUAGGUUUUGAAUAUUUAUAUCGGUUACAAAAUCGAAAACUCGCUCAAGAAAAGAUUUGACUUUAGUGAUGAACUUUUCAGCAGCUGCAAGGCUUCCUCUGUAUAUCCCACGAUUGACCACUUAUUAUUUAUGUAAACAUAUUUGUUUCUUUACUCGUAUCUUUCGUUAAUAAUUUAUCCAAUGUUGUUUUGUAUUUAGAUGCUCUUUUGUCUUGUGCCACUGGCUAACAGUGUAUAUGUAUUUGAUGAUCGUUGAUUGUAUUCCGAAAUAAGAGUCAUUUGGGGAUUUCCUUAAACUAUAUGUAUAUAAUUAAAAUAUAUCUGAUGUACAUUGUACAUGUAAGUUAACAUGUUCUGUUCUUGCAGACAUUACCUGUGAAACACGUUCAUUCUGAACAGACUAUUCUAUUUUAAAAGAUUCCUUACCUAACAAAGUUUCGCCGUCCCUGGUUUAAUCGAGAGCCCGUCACGUGGCUAGUCUUAAACGAAUGCCAUAAAGCACCGGCUGGUUAGUCGCGUCCCGCGUCACCUCACGCAUGCGCGCGCCACGCACGCGCCAAUCUCCAUUUAAAGUGAAUGAAAUACGAAAACUCGCAGAAGGCACAUGACGGAAAAGGUGUUUUAGAAAAUGAAGUAAACUUGUCCAACAAAAUCGUUGGAAAUUCGUCGUUUUGAAACUUGUUUUCACUCUCUGACUCAACAGGAAUAAAAAUGUACUUGGAGGGUCUUAAAGGUAACAUC